AUAUAUGUCAUCUGGUAUGAUGCUUCCCGGUAGGCUAAAUCUCAUUUAUUGAAUAGCAGUGGGAAUUUCAGCGUUGGGGCAAAAAAAAAAUGGCGUCAUUUGGAAGGAAACAAGGCGUGGCUUUGGCCAGCAAUAUGCUGAAAACCCUAACCGGAAGAUCUUCCAAUUUCCGAUCCAACGCCAGAAGUUUUAGCGGUGUUGGUAGCAGUGAGGUCGUCACCUCCCACACAGACAAAUGGAUGCAGGAUACUAGCAAAAAAUCUCCCAUGGAAUUGAUCAAUGAAGUUCCGCCUAUCAAGGUUGAGGGCAGGAUUGCUGCCUGUGAAGGAGACACUAAUCCUGCUCUUGGACAUCCAAUUGAGUAUAUAUGCCUUGAUCUGGACGAGCCAGCUAUAUGCAAAUACUGUGGCUUGCGCUUUGUUCAAGAUCACCACCAUUAGGGCUGCAUGAUGAGAAUUCCUGAACUAAGAAGAGUCUUCUUCAUUUGAUAUGUAAACAGUUGUGCUUAUUUUGACCCUUUGUACUAAUGAUGCAGGCAAGUUUUGCUUCUCAGAAUAAGGAUUAGUACGUCCGUGUGAUCCAUUUUCUUAAAGCUGGUAUACGGAUGUUUUCACUAGUUCAUUUCCCUCUUUUGUGCA
This is a messenger RNA of Nicotiana tabacum (common tobacco), 638 nucleotides long. RefSeq names its product NADH dehydrogenase [ubiquinone] iron-sulfur protein 6, mitochondrial. Gene Ontology annotation, biological process: mitochondrial electron transport, NADH to ubiquinone. Gene Ontology annotation, cellular component: respiratory chain complex I. The record is from RefSeq and is a predicted model, not a curated record. Lineage: Eukaryota; Viridiplantae; Streptophyta; Magnoliopsida; Solanales; Solanaceae.